GGAGAAGCAACAAGCUACCGAACCAGCAGCAACAAGCUAGCCGCCAGCAGCUAACUCGGUCGGGGGGACGAGGCGUGUUAACAUGCAAAAGUUUAGAAACUUCGAUAUUCGCCUCGACUAGACACGAUAUUAACGUUUAGUGAGACCCAAGACGGCCCUCUAAAACAUGGACCAUAGUUCGUUUUUGUAAAUGCUGUUGUUUUUGCGUGGCUUGGAGCUUCAAAUGUGCGAAAAGUCGCUCGGUGUGUCCUCCUCCUCGUCGUUGAACAAGAUGGCAGCAGCAACAGCAGCACCGUUACAGAGUUUGGCUGUGGUGCGGGUGUUCGUUGCUAGCCUGCUCUUUGACACUUUGAGUGAUGCGAUUUUCUGGUCUUACUGAAGGUAUGGCCUCACAAGCCUUGGUCUACCCAUCACACCUGCACUCAGCUCAAACAAGUGCCUUAGGAAAGAGCAGCAGUGGUACCAGCAGACGCACAGGUGAAGUCCACCGCAGUAAUAACACCAGCAGAGCCUUUGAGCAUCGACCCCCGCUCAAGACAUAUGUGAUUGGAAUCAACUACGGUAUUGCAUUUCCCAACAACGUUAUCCCGUCCUCAACUGUUGCUGACUUAGGAAGGGUGAACAGGGGGCAACCGGUUGGGGAAACGGAGCAGUGGACUUUGCAGACUGCAGGGAUACAGCAAGCAGGACCGGCUGAGUGCCAGGAUCAGCCGACUGUUGACCAAAGUUUUGAGAGGGAAGGCGGAGGUUUGGACUGCGGGCUUCUUGCUACAGCCUGUUUAGGAGCAGAGUGGGAGGAGGCUAAAAACAAAAGAGCACAAGUUAGAGGAGGUUAUAUUGGCCUUCUUGACUCAGGUGUCCCCCAGGUAUGUGAGGAGAAGACGCGUGAAGGUGGGGAACAACAGCGGGAGAGUAACCGCAUCAGAACCAUGCAGAUAGUGGAGGACGUACCUGCUCUGCCGUCACUUCCUCUACCUGUGGCCAUGUUGCAGACCAGCACUGGGAACAAUGCAGACACUGUUCGAGUCGGGGGCGGGGGAACUCUGACGGCUCAACACAGCAGGGUUGAUGAGGUGACCGGCCUCGGCGUGGGGGUCGGUGGGACUGAAACCAGCACCAAUGGCAGUAAUGAGGUUGUGGCAGGUGCCACUGUAAACAGAAAUGGAUCAGGAGAUGGUGACUAUCAGUUGGUUCAGCAUGAAGUCCUUUACUCGCUGAAGAACAGCUACGAGGUUCUGGAGUUUCUGGGUCGGGGAACCUUUGGUCAGGUGGUGAAGUGCUGGAAGAGGGGGACAAACGAAGUGGUGGCCAUCAAAAUACUGAAGAACCACCCAUCCUAUGCACGCCAAGGACAGAUCGAGGUGGAGAUCUUGGCUCGGUUGAGCAGUGAAAAUGCAGAGGAGCACAAUGUGGUGCGCGCUCUGGAGUGUUUUCAGCACCGCAGCCACACCUGCUUAGUGUUUGAAAUGUUGGAGCAAAACCUCUACGACUUCCUGAAGCAGAACAAGUUCAGCCCACUGCCUCUUAAAAUCAUCAGGCCUAUUCUACAGCAGGUGGCAACAGCCCUAAAGAAGUUGAAGGAUCUGGGUUUGAUCCAUGCUGACUUGAAACCAGAAAACAUCAUGCUGGUGGAUCCAUCCAGGCAGCCAUACAGAGUCAAAGUCAUUGAUUUUGGUUCAGCCAGCCAUGUCUCCAAGGCCGUGUGCUCCACUUAUCUUCAGUCCAGAUACUACAGAGCUCCAGAGAUUAUUUUGGGCCUGCCAUUUUGUGAAGCCAUUGACAUGUGGUCGCUUGGCUGCGUUAUCGCUGAACUCUUUUUGGGCUGGCCUCUUUAUCCCGGAGCGCUGGAAUACGACCAGAUCCGGUACAUCUCUCAGACGCAGGGACUGCCUGCAGAGCAGCUGCUCAACAAGGGGACAAAGACCACGCGUUUCUUCACCAAAGAAUCGGACUCUCCCUACGCCUCCUGGAGACUAAAGACGACAGAGGAACAUGAGAAGGAGACGGGACUUAAGUCCAAAGAGGCCAGGAAAUACAUCUUCAGUUGUCUGGAUGACAUAGCACAUGUUAACUUGGUGUUGAGUCCUGAUACCAGCGACAUGCAGGCAGAGAAGGCAGACAGGCGGGAGUUUGUGUCUCUUCUUAAGACCAUGCUACUGAUCGACGCCGAGGACAGGACGGUUCCAUCGAGCGUCCUAAAUCACCCAUUCCUCACCAUGACUCAUCUACUGGAUUACCCCCACAGCAACCAUGUUCAGUCGUCUUUCCGCAUCAUGGACAUGUGCCACAACCGUCCCAGCACCGCCGUUUUUGAUGCUUUGAACCAGAACACGAUUCAUCUGUCAAGACCCCCUCUAGCUCCCACUGGAACUUCUGGCCUUCCACUGGGCUACAGCACAAUUCAGUCUAUAACCCAAUCCGCUCCAUCCGUGUUGCAUCCUGGGAUAGCGCUAACAGGAAACGGGCAGUUUGGGUGCAGUGAGUCCUUCCCUCCUGCCCUCCUCCUCUGUCCUCCCACAAUGCAAGGUAACCUUAAUCAGCCUGCAACCUAUUCUGUCCCCAUGGUAACUCAAGCCCCUCCCAUACAACCUCUACCAGUGAGACCCGGAGUAAUAGCUCAGCAGGCCUGGUCUAGCCGAGGCCAGCAGCUCCUUGUCCCUACAGCGUGGCAGCAAAUGACUCCUGUCGGGCCUCCACCCUCUCACCCGCCUCCACCACCUCCUCCCUCCCUCACCAGUGACACCACGGCUGGACCACAGAGGAUAAGCGACUGGGGGAAAGCACACCCACACAACAGCCACUACAACACAGUGAUGCAGCAACCGCUCCUGACCAACCAGAUGCCAGCCCUCUCUGCACAUCAGCCAAUCAACAUUGGCAUAGCUCACGUUGUGUGGCCCCAACCAGCCAAUAAACGGAACAGACAAGGGCACAACCGGAACCUGUCCCACCCCAGCAACAUCCACAUUUCAUCAUGUCGGUCUCCCAAAAUGACUGACAUUGUCGGGCAGGCAGUGUCAGGAAGAGGGCAGCCACAAAAGGAGGCGCCCCUGGUGGAAUCCCAGCGACCAGAAAUGAAAAAACCAACUGUGGAACAAGAUGGCACAGAGCUGAAGGAAAACUGCUUUAAAGAGGCGAUGGCAAGUGGAAACAGACGGGUCGGUGUUCCGAGGGAGCCGAUACGGGAUGUGGCCGUCCUGAUGGCCGACACGCCAAGUCCAGCUCCCAGCGUGAUCAGCAUCCGCAGUGAUCUGAGUGACGAAGAAGAUCGGGUGGGAAACGAAGGUCGUCAGGAGUGCCAUCUGAAUCAGUGUAAAGGAGAGUGUGGAUGUGAGGCUUGCAGAAACACCAGUGUGUCCAUGGAGAGAGUGUGUUCUCUCAGCAGCCCCGACAGCAGCCUCAGCACCAGCUCGUUUGCCUCAAACUCUCUGCAGUCCAGCCCUUCAGCUUCACCGUGCAAGAGACCCAACAGCAUGUCUGAGGACGACGGCCACGAAAGCGGUUGUGACACGGUGGAAGGCUCGCCCUCUUCGGACACAUCGACAUCCCAGCGUGGCAACAACGCCUACCGUUACCUUAACAACAACAACCGCUCUCCUUUAGCUGCCGUGUUGGCACCCCUGACCUCCCCAUCCGAGCAGGACCGGAGACCACGGGGCAUCAGGACCAUGGUAGUUCCACCGAUGAGGGUCCAGACCAACAACAACACUCGCAACACGCAGGAGCGUGUCCAAAGAACAGCCUCAGAAUCCUGGUCCCGAUCCAAAGGGCGCUGCAGUCUCGUAGGGCAACAGAGCACUGCCUCUUCCGUCCCUCUCCUGCCAUCCGCCCCCAUCCUGCCGCGGCAGCAGACGUUGACAGGGCAGCAGCACCAUCUGGGCUUUGGUCAGGUGCAGCCGUACGGUUCAAACCACAGCAACAAGGAAUGGAACGGCAACUAUGGGCCCCUGCGACCGCACGCCUACAUCCCUCCUACUGUCCACACACACACCUUCACACAUCUGCACCACAACAGCCCCACACACACCUCGGCUGCCCCUCACACCCUGCUCUCCUACCCCUCCAGCGGGCCUCUCACCGCCACCCAUCACCCCAUCCUGCCCUCUCGUCCCCCACCCCCUCUCCUCCAGCACGGCUUUGGGCUUUCCCAUCCCCAAGGCGGGGCGCUGGUCCACCAGGUCGCCCUGGGCAUUGGCACGCACCCCCACCACCCCGGACACCCUGCCGCGUCGCACCGGCUCCUCCCCUCCCCAACCAUCAACCCUCACCACCAGCCCGGCUACACCCACCACCCGCACCAGUUCAAGCCGCCUUUCCCCCCUCCUCCCCCGUACAUGGCCUCCCCGGCCGCCUUCACAAGUUUCCACCUGAGCCCCACCAAGCUCAGCCACCACCCACAGUUCUCGUACAUCUGAGGGGCGGGACGGAGGAGCCGCGCCUAACCCUGAACAGGAGGCUCAAGGAGAAAUGGACUGGGUCUGCAACCUGGGCAGGGAGACCUCCCACCAGAACACAACAUGAACACUUCUGUUGAGACAGAGAAGAAUGGAGGAAAACAAGCAAUGUUUUAUCACCAUGGAUGGAUUUGAAAAAUUAUUUUACCAAUGUUUUCUGUAAUCUGAUGGGUUGACUUGACAGGCUGUUGAUCAUGUCUGACUGUCGAAGCAGAGACUGCCUGGAAAAAUCAUGUCAGGAUGUGGAGGAAGCUUCAAAUCUUUGUAAGAGCGAAUGAAUUUCUAUGACAAUUAGGAAGCUUCCCUCAAUAACGUGUUUGUACAUUACCUCCUGUCAUCGAUCUGAACUGAUUCGAAGCUGGAAAAUCAUGGGUUUCUGUUUUUUGUUUUGUGUUCUACGCCGUUGGGGUUGUUCAGCCUCUCGCUCCCUUUAUCUGUGUUGCCUUGCAACCCGCACACGCCGCUCUGAUCUGCUCGUUACCUGGUCGCGAACCUGGAAUCGAAGGCUCAUGAUGGCUGCCUUCUAGUGCCUUAAAACCUUUGAGUCUUUGACGUUACUUCAGGAGCAUUUAGAUUGUACGUUUUGAAUUUAAACGGACUUGCAGCACUUAACCUAGGGACUCUGAACGAGACGGGCUUCUAAAAACCGACGAGGAUCACGUGCACGGGCUUGUUUUACUUUACGCUUUCUAACUCCAUGUGGGUUCAAUCUAACUAGAGGCUGCACUUAUAGGGCUCUGACUGAAUUAGCUUUUAAUGUAUAUGAAGAGUGAUUUGAUAUUUUGAUAAUCGAUUUCUAUUCACUAUAGUACUUAAUUCAUAACAGUAUUGUCACUGUUUACUGUAACUGCAAUACAAUCUAGAUCUUCUGGGUUGCUGUGUUUUUAUUAUCUUGCGUUUAGGCUAGAUUUGCAUUCAUGCGUUUUAGAUUUUGGGAGUGGCAUAGACUUGUUUAAUGUUUUUAACUUUUAAGAUAAUUCUCAGUGUUUGAAGUAACCUAUCAACUUAACAGUAUCACUGCUGGGCUUUUGAGUAUUAGUCGUAUCAGUAAUUAUUGUUGGAGAUUUUGUGCCCCCUCCCCCACGUAUUGAAACCUGUUGUCAGUUUUCAUACAUUCCUUCAGGGUGGAAGCGAAGCCUUGAU
Molecule: messenger RNA, 5597 nt
Organism: Poecilia latipinna (sailfin molly)
Lineage: Eukaryota; Metazoa; Chordata; Actinopteri; Cyprinodontiformes; Poeciliidae
Product: homeodomain-interacting protein kinase 3-like
Exons: 18
Coding region: 357-4415 (1352 amino acids)
Biological process (GO): peptidyl-serine phosphorylation; peptidyl-threonine phosphorylation
Cellular component (GO): PML body; cytoplasm; nucleus
Molecular function (GO): protein tyrosine kinase activity; protein serine/threonine kinase activity; ATP binding
Source: RefSeq, a predicted model, not a curated record